AUGGGGAUCGUUCACAUUGUGAUGUUCGCGUUCGAGCCUCUGGCUCCUCCCGAUGAGGUCCAGAAGGUCUGCGAUGCAAUGCUGGCUCUCAAGGACAACUGCAUCCACCCAGAGACCAAGCAGCCGUACAUAAAGACUGGGAAGGGAGGAAAGGACAACAGUCCCGAGGGGAAACAGAAUGGAAUCUCGCACAUAUUCAUCAGCGAGUUUGAGAAUGAGAAGGAUCGGGAGUAUUACCUGAAUGAAGACCCGGCCCACCUGGCAUUCGUCAAGAGCCUUGAUGGUAUAGUUGCGAAGGGGCAGGUGGUCGACUUCACUCCUGGAGUCUUCUAA
Molecule: messenger RNA, 333 nt
Organism: Diaporthe citri
Lineage: Eukaryota; Fungi; Ascomycota; Sordariomycetes; Diaporthales; Diaporthaceae
Exons: 3
Coding region: 1-333 (110 amino acids)
Source: RefSeq, a predicted model, not a curated record